Molecule: messenger RNA, 1851 nt
Organism: Aphanomyces invadans
Lineage: Eukaryota; Oomycota; Saprolegniomycetes; Saprolegniales; Verrucalvaceae
Exons: 3
Coding region: 30-1718 (562 amino acids)
Source: RefSeq, a predicted model, not a curated record
GCAGGAGGCCACAACGUGAGAAAUCCCCCAUGGUGCGAGCGCUGGUCGGUGUUGGUGGGGUGUUUUCGAUCGUGGCUCUGUGGGCCGUGACGCUGCCCCCUGCUCGCAUGGAGAACGCGUCGAGUAUCGCAGUAGGGAUGGACGGUGGCACCGGUCGCAGCGUCGUGGAGAAGAAGGCACAAGCGCUGGCGUUUGUCGACCAGCAGCUUCGGUCCAACCCGACGAUCCCAGGGCUGGCGUUCUCUGUCGUGUACAAGCAUGACACGGUGAUCGCACAAGGGCUCGGCACAAUGAAGGCUGGCAACCCCCACACGCCGGUAACACCGAGUUCGAUGUUUCAGAUCGGGUCGUUUUCCAAGACGUUUAUCGCGCUCGGUAUUGCCAAGCUCGUUGACGACGGCGUAAUGACGUGGACCGAUCCUGUCGUGCAGCAUCUGCCUUGGCUAAAGCUGCAAGACACCUACGCCGAAAUGUACACGACGCUUGGGGACUUGCUGUCCAUGAAUUCCGGGCUCGGUGCAUUUGACGGCGACGAGGCCUUUGCAUUCGGCUUGUUUCCAACCGAGCGUGCGGUGGUCGAGCACUUGAGCCAGCUCAACUCGACGCGCGCUCUCCGAAGUGGCUACGCGUACUCGAACAUGAACUUUGAGAUCCUUGGCCAAGUCAUCGAACAAGCCACGAACGAGACGUGGCCAGCAUUUCUCAAAAAGACGAUCUGGGACCCGCUUGGCAUGAAUCAAACGUUUGCUGCGUCGGCGGACGCUGGCGACAACGUCGCCGAGAUGUCGCAUGGCCACAUGAGCUGUGGAUCCAAAGUGAUCGGUCCCUUCGACACUGUGACAGAUUCGAUGGCCAUGCUGACCCCUUCCUCUUCCGGGCACUUGGCAGCAGGCUCGGUCGUGAGUUCCGCCAACGACCUGGCGACAUUCACCCGGUUUCUACUGAGUGAUGGCCGCGCGCUGUUCAAAUCGGCGACCCUCCUUGACGACAUCACAACAGGCCACACCGCUCUCGACAACAUGGUCGUGGUCGGCAACGACGCUGCGGAUGCGUUGGGCUAUUCCUUCCAUCCCGGCGGCAACACGAUCGCGGCCGGGUACGGCAUCGAUGUCGUUGGCCACGUCAUGUUUGGCUACGACUUCUUCACCAAGAACGGCGACACAGCGACGUUCAAAGAACGCAAUGGGUUCGUACCGAGUCAAGGCCUCGGCGUGGUGUUGGUGUCGAAUAGUAACUCGUUGGCUCCCGAAGGGUCGGCUGCAUCGUUCCUACUGGAUCGCAUCCGAAGCUACGUCCUCGGCAUCUUCUUGGACGUGCCACAAGCCGACUUGGACGCGAUGUGGAAUCAAGCCAUCUCUCGGUCGAACCAGAUCCAACCAGAUAACGUGGGCCAUUGUGACGCUCGAUAUUUUGACGGCGCGGCAUGGAACAAAGACAACGUGGCAAUCCCACGGGCCAUCCAAGCCAAGGUGGUCGGUUCGUACGUGGCGGUGGCUUCGCCUGGGUUUUAUGGCCAUGUCGAGUUGAUGCAACGCAAUGGGAAGCUCUACCUCCACUAUGGCAGCUACAACCGCGAGCUGUUCGCAACGGCCGACCCCGCCAUGUUUAUCUGGGACGUUCGCCUUGCCGCGGAAACUAUUUGGGUGCAGUUGGCAGAUAUCGAAUCACCCAAGGCCACGGUCUCGCUCAUGGGAAUGCUCUUCGUUCGCGACGCUUAGUUUGACUUUGUUUUUGAUUGUGGCCAUCUCUCGUGGCAAAUACAUCUUGUGGUCGGGCUUUACUGACCUUUUCCGUUGAUGUGGCAUGCCGCGGCUCGCUCCGUUGAAUACAUGAACAAUAUCUGACUCCUUC